GACGUACGUCUACCCCUUAUUGAAGCUACCAUCGCGGCUGAGCUGCCGCACAAGUUUGCCGUUAUGUUUGACGGCUGGAAGCAUCGCACGACGCACUAUGUUGCCGUCUUCGCGGUGUACGUCAAGGACAACGAGAGCAAAGGGGUGCUUUUGGGAAUUUCGCCUCCACUGGAUUGUUGUGAUUACACUUCGCUGUCUACUCGACGGGGCCCCUGCUACGAGUCUCAUGGCCUGCGCGUGGGUGGCGCGUGCCUCUAG
Messenger RNA from Phytophthora sojae, 258 nucleotides. RefSeq lists its product as hypothetical. The record is from RefSeq and is a predicted model, not a curated record. The annotation marks the transcript as partial. Lineage: Eukaryota; Oomycota; Peronosporomycetes; Peronosporales; Peronosporaceae. The transcript has a single exon.